CUCUAAAGAAGCAUUUUACUGACAGCCGGCAUACUUUCAAUGCUUUCAGCGUUUUUUAUUUUUACAAAUCGUAUACAAUAGCGCUUUUUGUUUACAAAAUUUACCACCGCAUGAGCUAAACCACAUUUUCACCAAUUGAGUAAAGCAUGAGAGCUACGGAAAAACUAUCAUAUUAAUAAGUGUUUAUUGGAAGCUGACGACAAACUUUGUGAUAAAAUACAACGUGCAUUUCACAAAAAUGGAUUAUAUCAAGCGUAUGAACAUGAUUGAAAUGUUCCAAGAACCACCGGAGUAUCGGCCUCCCGGCACUGAACAAGAAUUAGCUAUCAGCGUCGAUUAUCCAAAUCUCAACUCGUUGCAGUAUCGAAUGACGCGAAAACCGUCACAAAAUGUGCUCCAUCCAUUCCUGGAUCAUAUCGCCUGCAAUUGUAAUGGGCAAACUAUUGUUGUGGGUAACGAUUAUACUGGGAGACGUUGGGGAUCUAGCUUCUAUGGAUGGGAGAACGUUGAAGAUGUGAUGGUGUUUCCCAAGGCUAUCUUUAAGCGACAGUGUCAGUAUUCAAUAACAGCGCUUAAAUUUACUAAGGAUCCAAACUUAUUUUUUAUAGGAAAUGAUAAGGGUUCUAUUGAACUGUGGUCUAUCCGAAACGCUACGCGAGGAGAAGGUUAUUCGCUGUAUCAAAUAGACGCACGCUCGGAACACAUCGAGGGUGUGUCGGCAUUGGACAUUUUUGAGGAAGAAGAAAACAAACUAGUUACCGGAUCUAAUGAUGGCUGCAUUAAAGUGUGGAACUAUGGAGCCGAUCUUCAAUCGAUUACAACAAUGACAUUGGCACAUACAGAUGAAAUUACGGGUCUGUCGACGAACCGGGAAGAAGAAUCGGUGUUUGUGUCAUCUUCUCUCGAUCGCUCGUCUUUGGUGUGGGAUUUGAGGCAACCAAGACCUGCAUCCGCCCUGUUCGAAGGUCACAAGUACGCUUUCACUACGGUUUACUGGAGUACGAAGAAGGAAGCAAAUCGAGUGGUUGCAUUGGGCGACGCAGCUGGAGGUGUACAUUUUGUGGACGUUCGUCAACCCAAUGUUUUCCUGAAUUCAGUGCAAGCUUUCAACAAGAAGAUCCAUAAAAUCUCUUUCAACGGUACCAUGUUUGCUGUACUUGGCGAUACAAAUAGCGUAAAAAUUUAUGAUGAAAUGCUCUCCUUGUUGCAAGAAUGCAAGCCAACUUCUAAUUACAUCCGAGACCUAAUAUGGGACGGAAGUGGUUCUGACAAACAGGUGGCCGUUUGUAUGGUUGGAUGGGAUUUGUUCUUCAAGCGACUGGAAAUGUAGUGUUCGCGAUGUUGUUCUACAUACGGAUAUUAAGAUAAGGCUGUGGAUCUUGUGAAUGCGAGAGAAUGUUGAAAUAAUGGAAUAAAUGAACUGAUACUAGCGAUCAUCGUGAGAUACGGGAACAACUUGUUCAUCGGGUGUGUUUGAAAGAACUUUUGUCAUAUAUGAAUUUAAAUAUAAUCAUCUGGUGUGAAAUUGAAA
Messenger RNA from Toxorhynchites rutilus septentrionalis, 1531 nucleotides. RefSeq names its product protein valois. Gene Ontology annotation, cellular component: methylosome. Bases 239 to 1330 code for a protein of 363 amino acids. Gene Ontology annotation, biological process: oocyte axis specification. Lineage: Eukaryota; Metazoa; Arthropoda; Insecta; Diptera; Culicidae. The record is from RefSeq and is a predicted model, not a curated record. The transcript is spliced from 3 exons. Gene Ontology annotation, molecular function: protein binding.